AUGGAACGAAUAGAUCGUCUUGUGCGCACAUGGAUCGCCUCAGAGCAGGAGCAGGAGAUCGAGGACACAGUAUCGGAGAUUGCACAGGGAAACGCCACGCUCCUACAUAUAGUGAAGUCUCUUGGUGACUUUCUGACGUCUGAGGAGGAUGACCUACGGACGAAGGGCGUCGAAUUCCUCUCACUCGUCCUGAGCCGGUGUCCACAUGAGAAGCUCAACCGCCAGUCGGUCCGAACACUGGUCACGUUCUAUUGUGGGAAGCUCGAAGACACCGAGACCAUCAUUCCUGCCCUGAAGGGACUGAACACCCUCAGCAAGCUACCGCUGUUUGCGUCAAGCGACGCUGUAGAAGUAGCGAACGCUCUCUUCCAGCAUGUCAAGAUGCGGGUGCUGGUGCAUUCGCAGCGCUUCGUUGUGUACAGCAUCAUAGACAACUUGGUCGCCCAUCACCGAGAGGCUAUGAAGAAUAUGGGAGACGAGUUCCUCCGCGGAUACAUCGGUCUGGCCGAGGGCGAGAAAGACCCACGAAAUCUCAUGAUGGCCUUCGCGAUAGACAAGGUGCUAUUGAUUGAGUUCGACUCGGCGAAGUACAUCGAGGACUUCUUCGGUAUCACCUUCUGCUACUUCCCGAUCACGUUCCGACCACCGCCUAAUGAUCCCUAUGGCAUCACUACCGAAGACCUGAGAUCUGCACUCCGUUCAUGUUUACAUGCUACCUCGUUGUUUGGAAAGCUAGCGGUCCCUCUCUUCCUAGAGAAGUUGAACGCCGGAUCACCCGCCACCAAGAAAGAUACACUUGACACCCUUGACGUCUGCCUUCCCGUCUAUGGCGCGGGAGUCGCAAGAGAGUUUGCGCGUAAAUUGUGGAAUGCGCUGAAACUUGAGAUCUUCCAGCCGACAGAUCCGGUGACAGAAGAGAAAGCCUUGAAGACGUUCCAGGUUCUGAUCCAAACCAUCUACGCUGCGAGUCCUGAAGACAAGGGAACCGAGAACGAAAUCGUAGGUCUGGCCAAGGACGCUUGCGACGAAUGCAUGGAGAUCCUGCGCGAGCCCGAGAAGAGUCAGGCGAAGCAUGCAAUCAAGGUCCUGUGCGCCUUCAUGUCCACGACCCCGUCUGUUUCACGAUACACUCUUGCCAGAGCCGUGCCGCACUUCGUCAAGCUGUUCCUUAACCCGGAUGAGCUGCCCAAUCGUGCGCCGACUCUGCGCCUACUAGCGGAUUUGAUCGAAGCAGCGCGGCAGUCUAUGUCACAGGAUCCCGAGGUCCUUCCCGACGACGGAAACGUGCCACUGCUCCCGUAUAAGGACGAAGUACUCGGUAUCUUGACCGUGGGGCUGAAGAUGCCUGCGUCCGCCUACCCCGCGAUUGAUGCCUUGAAGAGUAUGGUUCUCACCCCCGGCCUACUGACUCACGAAGAGCUCGGAUUCAUCGUGCAUAACGUCGACGAGGUCCUGCAGAAGGACGAAGAAGAAAGCGACCUGAGCGACGUCUCGCUUGACCUCCUCUCCACCAUCUCUUCGUUCGCGCCGUCGCACGUCUCUGGAAACACGCUCCCCAUGCUCUUCACCGCCCUCCCGGAUCGCGCGCCUCCCCGUGACGCGGAAGCGGAGCGCGUCAAGUAUUGGCGCACACUGGCGGCCCUCAGGAAGCUCUGUACGCAGCCGGACCUGUUCGAAACGCUUGUCGUGCGGUUCUCCACCAAGCUCGACUUGAUCUGCGUUCCCUCCUCUCCCAUAGCGGAAGGGGAGGAUCGCGAGCCUUCUGCGGCGUACGCGCACUCUAUUCUGAAGACACUUGCGGAUGUCCUGUCCAUAAAGAUAGAGAAGGGACAUACGGAUGUCGUCAAGUACGUCGACCGGCUGGUACCGCGGCUAUACAACUUGUUCAUCUACUCGGCGCUGGCGAGUGAAGAGAGGCCGAUGGUCGCGCCGGAUCCGAGGUUGCUUGCUGUUGCGGCGCAGAUCAUCACGCUAGUCACACAGUCGCUGAACGCUUCGAGGCAGGAGACCUUUGUCAAAGCCGUAUUCGCCGCGUACCUUGAAGGUGACGUCUCUCAUCUCGUAGAUGGCGUGCAGAAGAUUCCUGCCGACAAAACAUUUAGGCCGUUUGAGCCUUCAGCUCCGACCUCUCAGAGAAACCUUUUGGUGCUCUUGUCGGCAGCAGUCGUGCCUCUCUACAAGGAGGUGACGCUGCCCGUGCCGGACGAGACCAAGUUCCUGGACAAUUUGCUGCAGUGGAUUCCUGUGCACGCGGAGAAUGCUCCGCAAAGAGAGGCCCUUAUCCACUUGAUCGCCGCGGUGGUGAACAGACAUGCGGACAAACUGGACGAUUUCCUUACGUCUAAUGUGCAUGUGUUUUGGUUGUCGCAUAUCGCUGACUCGUCGGUCUCAUCCGAUUCGCGGAAGAAUGCCAUAGUCGUAUUCAAAUGGAUCACGAAAGCACUGCUUGUCCGUGGAUACGUAGACGCGACGAAGAACGUAGAUCGGCUGUUGGAGCUCUUCGAUGACGAGUGCGUCAGCUGGGAUGCGGCUCGCGCGAUCGGCAGAAUUCCAGGGACCGAUAAAGUCUUAACCAAAAGAAACCAUGCGGUCAUCAAGAUUCUGUACGCGCAGAAAUACACCAAUUCGGUCCUCCCACGCAUCAUCGAAGGCGCAAAGACGUCACAAUCGUCACGGCAGAACGCUUAUCUCGUCGCACUUGCUGCGCUCAUCAAGAGCGUGCCAAAGUCCACGUACGCGGACCAGAUGCCCUCCCUUAUGCCUCUGCUGUUGAGGGGCCUCGAGCUCCCCGACAACGAGAUCCGGGCAGGCGUGAUUGAGACACUUCAGGCGGCCGCGACGUCAGAUGACAAGGAGAACAACAUCGUCACUGAGCAUGCUGCGAGCCUAGUAUCUACGAUGCUCAAGAACAGCUUGGUAUCGCAGAUGCCCUCUGUGAAGGUUCGCGUGGCCGCGCUGCGAUAUCUCGCGACGCUACCGAGCGUUGUAAGAUACGACGUGCUCCACCCACAGAAGGCGACCGUAAUCAGGGAGUUGGCCAAGGCUUUGGACGACCCGAAGCGUGCGGUGAGAAGGGAGGCUGUAACAGCACGGUUCAAGUUCACAGGCUAG
This is a messenger RNA of Dichomitus squalens LYAD-421 SS1, 3111 nucleotides long. Its product is annotated as ARM repeat-containing protein. The transcript is spliced from 20 exons. Lineage: Eukaryota; Fungi; Basidiomycota; Agaricomycetes; Polyporales; Polyporaceae. Gene Ontology annotation, cellular component: cytosolic [4Fe-4S] assembly targeting complex. Gene Ontology annotation, biological process: iron-sulfur cluster assembly. The record is from RefSeq and is a predicted model, not a curated record. The coding region runs from base 1 to 3111 and encodes 1036 amino acids.